ACAGAUAAAGGGCACAAAAUGACGCUACCCUUAGAAGCUUGUGAAAUUCUGAAUCAUUUAAACCACUUGGGGUACCGGAACAUAACAGCUGAGCAAUUGAAAGAAUUUCAGAAAGAUCUGCGAAAGCUCGUCAAGUUCGACUCGCAGCUGUACGGGGAUUCACGUCCCAAAGACACGGACGAUGGACCCACACCGGACAACGUUUUCGAACGAUUACACUCUGGGAAAACAAUCAGCUACAAAGCGAAAGUUGCCCGUAAGAUGAAAAAGAUAGAAACUGCCGACUCGCCAGACAAGGAAAACCGAACGGAAGAACCCAAGCCUGUACCGUGUAAGGAUAGUGGCAAAUCAUGCAAGAUGUGGAUAAGACCAAAGAGCAGUCAAUCAUUUCGCAGGAGUGAUCCGGUUGCCUUGUAUCACUCGUAUCAAAGAGACUGGAACAAAUUUAAGCUUCCAGGAGAGAACGACCAUGCGGAAUUGCGCUGGAAAAUCCGAACAAAACUUCUCGGCGAGUAACGUCGGUCAAUGAAUGAGUGGCUUAUACAGUUUUUUACACUUUAAUAAUAACGCUA
Anopheles cruzii is the source of this 572-nucleotide messenger RNA. RefSeq lists its product as uncharacterized. Gene Ontology annotation, biological process: cilium assembly. Bases 19 to 516 code for a protein of 165 amino acids. The transcript is spliced from 3 exons. Gene Ontology annotation, cellular component: centriole; non-motile cilium. The record is from RefSeq and is a predicted model, not a curated record. Lineage: Eukaryota; Metazoa; Arthropoda; Insecta; Diptera; Culicidae.